AUGUCUCUACUUCCAAAUGUGGGGAUGGAAAUGGAGCACUCAUCCCAUACAGAGAGAGAUGAUGAUGACUCCAAUUCCUCCACACACAGUGACAGUGAUACUGAACACCCCGCUGUCACCACGCUGGAUGAGGUCUACAGUAUUACUGAAGAACUACAGCGACAGGAUGAGUGGAAGCACCAUAUAGAAGAACAACAGCGACAAGAACAAGAAGAGAUUAUGCGCCUCCGCCGUGAGGAACUGAAGGCACGCGCGGCAUCCGUACAGCAACGACUCCAUAGCACACGAGAACCCAUAGACGAGUUGGACGAAAAUACUUCCGGGACCACUAGUCUUAAGGUACAGCAUCCAACCCCAUUCGAUGAGGAUAAGGUUUUGCGAAUUAACAAGAAAUAUGCUGUCAAUCCCUGGUACACACGAGCUUGGCAUUCUGUGUAUAAUACUACCCGAUUCCUACUUGUAUCUUUAUCAUAUACCCCUGGGAUAGACCCGAACGAGGUCCACGCGCCGCGUGAGUACUACCAACGUGAAGAGUACGAAUAA
Trypanosoma theileri is the source of this 543-nucleotide messenger RNA. RefSeq lists its product as uncharacterized. Lineage: Eukaryota; Euglenozoa; Kinetoplastea; Trypanosomatida; Trypanosomatidae. The transcript has a single exon. The coding region runs from base 1 to 543 and encodes 180 amino acids. The record is from RefSeq and is a predicted model, not a curated record.